Chironomus riparius is the source of this 568-nucleotide messenger RNA. Lineage: Eukaryota; Metazoa; Arthropoda; Insecta; Diptera; Chironomidae. The record is from the annotation of a GenBank genome assembly.
AAUAAAUUUGACAACGAAUAUAAUGCAUUCAUGUGAUAGUAGCUGACGAUGUUGGAGGUUCAAUUUGGAAUAGUCUUGUUUAUAGUUUCAUUUAUUUGUUUGGUUGGUUGGUUGGUAACCACCAAAAAUCAUAACGUUUUUAAACUAAGAGGAAUUGCCUACAUCAAGCCAACAUUAUUUUUUGGAAACUUUUAUAGUGCAUUAUUUGAAUUAGAACAUCAAGAAAAAUUAAUACUUUCGAUUUAUAAUUACUUCAAAACCGAGAAGGUUUUCGGCAUCUACAACUUCCUUCGUCCAACAAUUAUAGUCAAAGAUCUUAACUUGGCAAAGCAAAUUACCAUUGAUUAUCAUGAUAAUUUUAGAGAUCGUGACUUUUAUGAAAUCGAUCAUGUGUUAAACAAGUCAUUAUUCAACCAAAGAGGUGAAAACCGGAAGCGUAUGAGAAACUUGAUGUAUUAUUGUUUAAUUACAUGAGGGUCAUUCAUCCAUGACGUCUAGUAUUUAUACUAGAUUAUUUAGUAUUCCGUUGAAAAAAAUACAACAUGUGUCAACAUUUUAAGAAAGACGU